This is a messenger RNA of Brassica napus (rape), 1283 nucleotides long. Its product is annotated as 1-aminocyclopropane-1-carboxylate oxidase homolog 6. Bases 102 to 1181 code for a protein of 359 amino acids. NCBI's taxonomy places the organism in Eukaryota, Viridiplantae, Streptophyta, Magnoliopsida, Brassicales, Brassicaceae. The record is from RefSeq and is a predicted model, not a curated record. The transcript has 3 exons.
ACAAGAACAAACACAUAAACCAAAGAUCCAGAACGUUCUUCUUUUUUAUACAUAAGACACAACCUUUGUGAGAAAUCUUGAAUAAGGUUAAAGAACAGAAAAUGGAGAGCAAAGACUUCGACUCUUACAAUGAGCGCAAAGCUUUCGACGAGACAAAAGAAGGUGUGAAAGGUCUCGUUGAUGCUCACAUCACCGAAGUUCCUCGUAUCUUCCGUCUCCCACAAGGUACCUUAUCGGAUAAGAAACCCUCUCUUUCUUCCUCGAAUCUUGCAAUCCCUAUCAUCGACUUCGCAGACAUCCACGUGUCACGUCCACGUGUCGUUGAGAAGAUCAAAGAUGCGGCAGAGAAGUGGGGUUUUUUUCAGGUGGUCAACCAUGGUGUUCCUUUAAGCGUUCUUGAAGAGAUGAGAGAUGGAGUUCGAAGGUUUUUUGAGCAAGAUCUCGAGGUUAAGAAGUCUUACUUCUCGCGUGAAGCCACCAAGAAAUUUGUCUACAAUAGUAACUUUGAUCUGUAUAGUUCUACUGCAUGCGUUAACUGGAGAGACAGUUUCGCCUGUUACAUGUCUCCUGAUCCCCCAACCCCUGAAGAGCUCCCAGUGGUUUGCAGGGAUGCUACGAUCGAACACUGGAAGCAUAUGAUGAGUUUAGGUGAUUUGCUCUUUGAACUCUUGUCAGAAGCUCUUGGUUUGAGUUUUGAUAGGCUUAAGAGCAUGGAUUGUAUGAAGGGUUUGUUUAUGAUAUGCCAUUAUUACCCUCCCUGUCCUCGACCAGACCUAACUAUCGGCACAAACCAUCACUCUGACAACUCCUUCCUCACCAUUCUCCUUCAAGACCAAGUCGGUGGCCUUCAAAUUCUUCAUCAAGACUGUUGGGUCGAUGUCUCACCCAUUCCAGGGGCUCUUGUUAUCAACAUCGGAGAUUUCAUGCAGCUAAUAACGAAUGACAAAUUCAUAAGCGCAGAGCACAGAGUGCUUUCGAACAGAACUGAAACGAGGAUUUCAGUCGCGAGCUUUUUCACCACGAAUUUGCUUCCAAAUUCAACUGUAUAUGGACCAAUCAAAGAGCUUCUCUCUGAAGAAAACCCUCCAAUCUACAGAGACUUCACUUUAGAAGAAUACACAAAGGGAUACGUUAAGAAAGGCCUCAACGGAACUUCUCAUCUGUCCUAUCUCAAGUUAUGACAAACACUUGGCAAAAAUAAAAUAAUAGUACAAGCCGUUUAAGUUCGUUGUAAGAUACAUGUGUAUUUCAUGCAUGGUGGUCCAGUCCUCGUUCCAUUGUCA